GUGCUGGAAGAGAUCGAGUGAUAGGGUUGAGCCGGUCUCCGAGCAUGAGGACAAGUUGCAUAUUUCUACCGGACCGAUAACCAGAGCACGUGCCAAGAAAUUGGAGCACGCUUUGCAGAACUUAUGGACGAAUAUUCUGGAAGAGGCAUGCAGUUCGAGAGACGAGCGAGUCGACUCGGGGCUGAUUUUGGUCAUCAAGAGUGCUGAACCUCAUCAGUACACAUCGGGACAUUAAAUGAUGACCACAACCACCUCAAAUCGGGUUGAAUAUGCAUCCUAGAAGAUGGCCACCAAUUCUGGUUUGACUAUUAGGUUGGAAUAUGCCUUCUAGAAGAUGGUCACCAAAUCUGGGUGGAAUAUUAGGUUGGAAUAUCUGGUUGGAAUAUCUGGUUGGACUAUUAGGUUGGAAUAUGCCAUCUAGAAUAUGCUUGUUUUCCUUAGUUGUCUUCAAUUGCAAGAGCAUUAUAUAAGCUCCUCCCUAGGUUAGUUUUAGACACAACUCUUCUACCAUUUUUCCUAUCUUGUGAGAGAUAUUCUCCAAAUUGUUCUUGUUGAACUUAUGCUUCAAGGGUUGCAAGUCGAUUACUUGUAGUUCUUAAGCUUCUUAUAAUAUCGGUUUCUAGCUCUAUAUAGCUACGGGGUCGAUAUUCCACCUUUCGAAAUCUCUAUCUUGGACGAUCCGGGAUUUGAUUCCAUAUCAUUGUUGCUGGGUUCCGCGACGGAUUCGACGGGGUUCACAUCAUUUUGGUAUCAGAGCUUAGGCUCCAAAUUGAGGUUUCAUCUAUCCUUGUUCUUUCCUUGUUCACCAUUCUGGAAUUUUUAGAUCUAUCUUCCAUUUCUAUCCUUUCCAUUUAGUCUUGACUGAUCCGUUCAUAGCUAUUAAAAAAAAAAAUCGUCCAAAAAAAAAAACGUGAAAAAGAAUCAAAAAAAAAAAAAAAAAAGAGGAGAGGAGAUCUGAUUACACAGGCCUUAAGUAGAUCUGUCAUAGUUGCUUCCAUUCUGCUUUUCUCCGAUCGUAUUUGUGUCCAUUCCAUCUUUGAUUUGUCUGGGCUCAUUCCUUUUACAUACAUCUUGUCCAUCCAUAUAUCUCUUUGCUUCUUUGCUACUUGGAACUGAUAUUAUAAGUGGCUCGAGCGAACAAGUAAUUUCCUCAAGGACUUGUAAUUAGAUUGCUCAGUUCGUCCAGAACUUUGUGGAGAAAUCUGUGAGAGGAAAAAGGCCAGAGGGAGUGAGACCAUCAGAGGGUAAAAGCCAUUGUAUCGAGUGAAAUACGAGAGUUUGUGUGACAUCGAUUUGAGAGUAAACACGUGAGGGAGUGAUUGUGAGGUUCUUUUUCUCUAAUAUUUCUUUGCAGAUUUCAACAUGUCGCAAGAAGAUAGCGGGGGACAUGAGCAAAGUAGUGGAGGGCCUGGUCAAAGCACAAUUAUUCGGGCUAUGCAACAACAAUUUGAGCGAAUGAACAUGGUGCUCAAUACGAUUAAUGACCGGUUGGAGAGGCAUGAUGAGCGGAUUGACCAGUUGCGACAAGCUCCCAAUCAGCAACCAAGGAGGAACAAUAACCGACAGCCAGCACCUACUACUGAUCCAUUUGAUGGCCACGAGGAGGGAUCCUAUGAUGAUGAGGAUGAUGUGUCUUCCAUUGCCGCAAUGAGACGAGCUCGAGGAGCAAGGGCUGAGACGCCAUGGCGCGGACGUGGAAGGCGCCAAGAAAGAGACACCGUUGAUCGUAAUAUGGGGUCCAUCAAGCUGACCAUUCCUCCAUUCCAAGGCAAGAGCGAUCCCGAUAUUUACAUCGAAUGGGAAAGAAGGGUUGAACUGGUUUUUGAUUGUCACAACUACUCCGAGGAGAAGAAGGUGAAGCUUGCAGCUGUGGCAUUCACCGACUAUGCCAUAGUUUGGUGGGAUCAAUUGACGGUGAGUAGACGCCGAAAUGGAGAGCGACCUAUUGACAAUUGGGAGGGCAUGAAAGCUGUCAUGCGGAGGAGGUUUGUCCCAUCCCAUUACUACCGGGAUUUAUACUUGAAGCUGCAGAAUCUUAAGCAAGGGUCUAAGACCGUGGAGGAGUACCACAAGGAGAUGGAGAUUGCCAUGAUUCGCGCCAAUGUUGAGGAGGAUCGAGAGGCAACCAUGGCUCGGUUCAUUAGUGGACUUAAUCGGGAGAUUGCCAAUAUUGUGGAGCUGCACCAUUAUGUGGAGCUUGAAGAAUUGGUGCACAUGGCUAUGAAGGUUGAGAGGCAACUCAAGAAGGGGGGACGAUCGUCAUCCAGGUUCGAAUCCUCUAAUUCGAAUUCGAAGUGGACUUCCAAGUUUGAAGGGGCUGGACCUAAAUGGACUGGUUCGAAGCAAGAGGAGAAGGCCAAGGGAAACAAGCCCGCAACCAAGCCAUCAUCUGAUUCUAAGGAGAGGGAUGCCGAUGAUGUGGAGCAUGCUGUAUCGGGUCAAACUCUUGUUGUUUUGAGAGCUCUACAUGUGCAAGCCAAAGAAGAUGGUGAUGGGCUACAAAGAGAGAACAUUUUCUACACUCGAUGCCACGUGAAGGAUCGAGUAUGUGGACUGAUUAUUGAUGGGGGAAGCACUGUGAAUGUGGCAAGCAAGCUGAUGGUGGAGAAGCUUGGUUUGAGCACUCAAAAGCAUCCAAGGCCAUAUAGACUUCAGUGGCUGAAUGAGAGUGGUGAAUUAAAGGUGACAAAACAAGUGUUAAUCUCAUUUUCUAUUGGGAAGUACCAUGAUGAAGUUUUGUGUGAUGUAGUUCCUAUGAUAGCCAGCCAUUUGUUACUCGGGAGGCCAUGGCAAUUUGAUCGAAGAACUACACAUGACGGGUACAAGAAUCGGUAUAGUUUCAUCAAGGAUGGUCGAAGCAUGACACUUGCACCGCUGCCACCACAUCAAGUGUUCGAAGAGCAACUCCAAAUCAAAAGGUCCAGUGCUGAGAGUUCAAAAGAAAGUAAGAGAGUGGCUGAACCAAAAGAAAAGGAGAGUAAAAGUGAGAGGAAAGAAAUUCGAGAGAAAAGUGAGAAAGAGAGUGAAAAGAAAGAAAAAUGUGAGAGUUCAGCCUUGAAAAGAAAAGAGGGAAGAAAUUGA
Punica granatum (pomegranate) is the source of this 3081-nucleotide messenger RNA. Lineage: Eukaryota; Viridiplantae; Streptophyta; Magnoliopsida; Myrtales; Lythraceae. The record is from RefSeq and is a predicted model, not a curated record.